Messenger RNA from Rhopalosiphum maidis (corn leaf aphid), 1203 nucleotides. RefSeq lists its product as uncharacterized. The transcript is spliced from 3 exons. The coding region runs from base 1 to 1203 and encodes 400 amino acids. NCBI's taxonomy places the organism in Eukaryota, Metazoa, Arthropoda, Insecta, Hemiptera, Aphididae. The record is from RefSeq and is a predicted model, not a curated record.
AUGAAUUGUGUUCAGAUCUGUUUGAUGUUGGCCACGAGUUGUUUGGUGCUGGUUUCGGCCAACACGGGAUCAUACAACUACGCAUAUGGCGUGAACGAUCCGAUCACCGGGGACCUGAAGGAUCACCGCGAGACCAAAGUCUGCAAUGAACAGGUAUAUGACGAAAACGUGUUGCGCACAGCUCAAAUCAGCCGUGAACAAUUAAUUCCGGUCGCCAAGAACUUCGUAUCCGAACCAAUCAUCUCAACGGUGUCUUCAGCACCGAUCGUAAACACCGAAUAUGUAUCCGUAACUCAGUCGCCGAUAUUGCGCACCGCCGACUUCGAAUCUUCCCGAAUUUUGGCCGCCGCUCCGAUGUUGGAAACGAGAAUCGCGGCCGAACCACUGUUGUACGCUCCUCGUCCUGUGGAGUACGCGCCUCUUCCCAAGUUCGCCGCCCCGGUCACAGUUACCGCCGCUCCGAUGUUGGAAACGAGAAUCGCGGCCGAACCACUGGUGUACGCUCCUCUUCCUAAGUUCGCACCACUGCCGAAGUAUGCUCCACGUCCCGAGUAUUACGCCGUCAGCCCCGCACCUCUAGUCGCGCCCAAGCUCCAGACUCCGAUCGUACAGUACCAAGCAGCUCCGAUCAAAAUCAUCAAGUCCGCCAAAUCGUACGGCCGCCAGUCCACGUCAUUCUCACACAGAUCGUUCGUCAAUCACCCACCGACUCCCGUUCAAAUCGCCGCUCCCGUCGCACCUCAGUACUACGCGGCCGCUCUUGCAGCACCAGAACACUACGCACCCGCCCCCAAGGCACAAGAGUAUUACGCGCCCGCCCUGACCGCACCGGAAUACUAUUUGGCCGCCCCGAAAGCGCAGGAAUACAACUCAGCCACUAUCGCUGCCGCCGCCGCGUGGCAAACCCGUCUGGAUACCGCCCAAGCGCAGAUCGCCCACCCGUUGCAGCAGGCCACCCGGGCCCUGUACGUGGCGGCAGCAGCGCCGUACGUGUACCGAAGUUCGUCGGGUCCCGCGACUUCGUACCAGUACGCCAACCACUGGAACAACCGCGAUCAAUCGGCCGCCGGUCUUCAAUCGCGCUACUCCGUGGCCAGUCCGCAACAAUAUUCGGCCGGAUACCAGCCCCAGUACGAUUCCGCAUCACAGUCACAGAGCUCGGGCCAAUAUGACGCCGCUCAGGAACAACCGUGCGAAAAAUAA